Molecule: messenger RNA, 879 nt
Organism: Agrilus planipennis (emerald ash borer)
Lineage: Eukaryota; Metazoa; Arthropoda; Insecta; Coleoptera; Buprestidae
Product: THO complex subunit 4-A-like
Exons: 2
Coding region: 121-786 (221 amino acids)
Biological process (GO): mRNA export from nucleus
Cellular component (GO): nucleus
Molecular function (GO): mRNA binding
Source: RefSeq, a predicted model, not a curated record
UAGAGUUGUAGAUCAGAAAAUAAGCGGUCUCUCGUUGAACCAUUUUUCGUGUUGUUACGCCAUUUUUAUUAACUCUCGUUUGUAACUCGGUUAUUAUUAAAACUUGAUAGUGAAAAGACUAUGAAAAUGGUUGACAAAAUUGAUAUGAGUUUAGACGACAUUAUAAAAUCUAAUAGAUCCGGCAGACGGGGCGGUGGUGCCGGUAAAAGAGGCGGCAGGGGUAGUCAACGCUCCUCCAUAGGUGGAGGUCCACGACGGGGAAAUUUUAGAAGAAGUGGAGGCGUGCAACGAGGCCGCAAUCGCGGCGGAAUUGCAAGACCAUACACGAGGGGAGACAUAAAUAGUGCUUGGAAGCACGAUCUAUUUGAGGGUUAUGGCCCUCGUAAAGCUGCUACCGCUAGAGCUAUUGUUCAAUCAAAUGCAGGUCCAACAAAGUUGAUGGUGUCUAAUUUAGAUUUUGGUGUUUCUGACACUGAUAUUCAAGAAUUGUUUGCCGAAUUCGGCCCCCUAAAAAGUGCCGCUGUUCAUUAUGACAGGUCAGGUAGAUCCCUCGGUACUGCGGAUGUUAUUUUUGAAAGACGUGCAGAUGCUAUUAAAGCAAUGAAACAAUAUAAUGGAGUACCUUUAGACGGACGUGCAAUGAACAUACAACUUACUACUUCAGAAAUACCAGCCAUAGCAAGAGGAGGCCGUUUGACUCAAAAUAAAUUUAACACUUCCAGAAGUCCGAGGGGUGGCACCAGAAAUCGAGCACGAGGUGGUAAGUCAAAUUAUUUACUAAUCUAACAAGUUAGAAAUGCUAGUUGCAUAAUUUUCAGUUUUUAUCAUUCCUUUUCUAUUCUAAUUACAACAUAUUUAACAACAAUUACAUAUAUUAUC